This is a messenger RNA of Gavialis gangeticus (Gharial), 6589 nucleotides long. RefSeq names its product cerebellin 4 precursor (gene CBLN4). NCBI's taxonomy places the organism in Eukaryota, Metazoa, Chordata, Crocodylia, Gavialidae. Gene Ontology annotation, molecular function: protein binding. Bases 231 to 851 code for a protein of 206 amino acids. The transcript is spliced from 4 exons. The record is from RefSeq and is a predicted model, not a curated record.
GGGCGCUGGCCGUGCUGCCCGCCGUGCUGCUGGCGCUGGCGCUGCCCGGCCGGGCGCAGAACGACACGGAGCCCAUCGUGCUGGAGGGGAAAUGCCUGGUGGUUUGCGACUCCAACCCGGCCACGGACGGCAAGGGCUCGUCGUCCUCCCCGCUGGGCAUCUCGGUGCGGGCGGCCAACUCCAAGGUGGCUUUCUCGGCCGUGCGCAGCACCAACCACGAGCCCUCGGAGAUGAGCAACAAGACCAGGAUCAUCUACUUCGACCAGAUCCUAGUAAAUGUGGGCAAUUUUUUCACGUUGGAGUCUGUCUUUGUAGCACCAAGAAAAGGAAUUUACAGUUUCAGUUUUCAUGUAAUUAAAGUCUAUCAAAGUCAAACAAUCCAGGUUAAUUUGAUGCUAAAUGGAAAACCUGUCAUUUCUGCUUUUGCUGGGGACAAAGAUGUUACUCGUGAAGCUGCUACGAAUGGAGUCCUGCUCUAUCUAGACAAGGAGGAUAAGGUUUACCUGAAACUAGAGAAAGGUGUGGACCAAACAUUGCCUUUGUUACAUGAAGAUCAUUUUAUCAUCAUUGGAUUGAUGUUUCUUUAUUGGUUUCUCAUGGGUGAAUAUGGAUUCUAUUUAUGGAUUUUGGCCCUAUCUGAACUACUCCGAAGUUUCAAAGAAUUUUGUGUGUUGAAAUACAGUAUAUUUGGAUUGAGACUUAAAGCAGACAAUAAGUAUCUAUGCUUAAUGUUACAGUCUAAAGCUGCCUGCAAGAUUUAUUCGGUUUUCAUUUACUGGACUUAUUGGAUUCAUGGGAGAAGUGGAUUUUCCUUUGUUUUAAAAAGACUGGCAACCAGGUCUAUAAUUUAGGAGAUUUUGAGUUCAGACUUCAAUCAAGAGUUAGUGUGUUGCUGCCAAAGAACUGUAUAUUGAUAUAUUGGUUAUACAUGUUUUUGUUCAUUUGGACUUAAUUGACAUAAUUUAUUCCAUUGUCUUGAGAAAGGUAAUCAUUAUUGAUAAGUGAGUGACUUUAUUUCUCCUCUGUGUGUAGUGUGCUUGAUGGUUCACCUAUAUAGUUACUCUCCAUCAAUGAUCACGAUGGAGACUAGACAACUGAAAGCUAAAAGGUCAUGGUUAUGUUUUAAUUGGACCUGUAAGGCAUUCAUAUUUUCCAUAUGGUAUUUUCUAAUAACAAGAGCAUUAUAACACUAAAAAAAAAAUCUUAUCAGGGUUAAAAGUGAUCAGUCUGGCACAACUCUGCAAAACAGCUUUGCCCUGCAGGAAAUCUCACACUUGUUCUUCAACUUUAAUUAACAUGAUUGAUAAUAACCACUUUAUUAAAAACCUGUGGGAUUCCUUCUGUAGACAUAACCACUUUAUUAGCUGGAGAUGAGUCCCCAUGUUUGUAAUUAUGUCUAUUUUUCAAACCUUCUGUUGUGUUAAAGGUAUCAUCUGGUUUUGCCUUAACUUCACAAAUGUAUAUAAUUAUAGAUCAUCUGUUUAGCAAAUAGUAAGUCCAAAUAGCUGGUACCUAACUUGGUGCAAUAUUUUUUUUGGCUUUUUGUACAGGUCAUAUGAAUUCAUACAUUUAUUUAACAUGUCACUGUUACAUAAUAAAUGUUACUAUAUAUUAGCUGGUUUUUUUGGACCUCUGGAUUUUGGAAAUACAUCUCAUGAUAUUUUUUUAUGGGAUAAAUUAUUAUAUGCAAAGUUUCAGCUUUUUAAAUUCAUAGAAACUGUGCCAGGAGGCAGGCAACUUAUGUUAUAGUCUACUUGGGCAGAACCCUAUAGCAGUUGUGAUUAGCUAGAAAUGACUUAUGCCUUUUACUUCUGAAACACUUAGUGAAAUCCUCAUCCGAUUAAAGUGAAUGGCAAAAUUCCCAGUGACUUCACUAUAGGGUUUACUUCAAAGCCCAUUGAAGCCAAGCCAUAACUGCUGGAAUGGUUCCCACUGACUUCAAUGGUUUUUGGGCUAGACCUUUGUAGUGGGUUUUAACCAUUCAGAAUUAAAAGCCAAUGCAGUCAAACUGACUAUCAAAUGGUUUAUGGUUAUCUUAAUGGGUGUGCUAGCAAAAUUAUCCUGUAUAUCCAAAACGAAGCAUUUGCACUAAUGGAAAUUUAGGUGUUGCAUGGACUGCUGAGUCUGACUACAAUUUAGAGAUAAUAUUGAUACUCUGUGAAAAUGAGAGUAGUUGGGGCUACCUGGCAUAUUGGUCUUUUAGAUAAUGUCUGUGGAAAUCAAGGAAAGGGUCCUAUUGACUUGAACAGUUUUGAUGAUUACCCUUGUGGUAAUCUUUUGCCACCUUCUCUUUUCAGCUUUGUAUAGUAGGUCAUAUUUUUCCUAUUCCUGAUAACUGGCAUUUCAGAAAGUCAAUCAGUUGGUGGCCUGAGCCAAGUUCACUGAUGCUCUUAAAUACAAGUGGCAUUGAAUUCAGUGGCAUAAAAUUGGGUGUACAUGCAAAUGUUUGUUAAAGAAUGGAACUUAAUAUUUUGGUAAUUAUAGAUCUUGGAGGUGGGGGAGGGGGUGGAGAAGUCUGUAGGGGCCAUGGGGAGGAAGAGGUAGAAGAAGGCCAUGUUGAUGGCAAUGUUCCCAAAUCGAACUUUUUAGGUCAUAGUUCGGUAGGUAAUUGGAGCAUAUGGCCAGGUGGCAGAUGUUUUACAUCUUGUAAAAUAUGAACAUAUUUGUCAUGACAAUUAAUCAAAAUAUAUCACCAAGUGAAAACAAGUACAUAUAUUAAUUAAAAAGUAGUAAUAUGGUGCAUAAUUUGCAUGAAAUAUGGGAAUGAUAAUUGGUUUCUUUGCCCAAGGAGUUGAUUUCCAGAAAGGUAUAUACAUAAGAUCUACAAAACCUCAUCAUUAUAUAAAAAUAUGAUGGACUACACUGCAAGCAGAUUUGUGGAAGAAAUAAGGGAUAAAAAGUAGCAGUAUGUAUUUAAUAUAUUGUAAAGUGAGUUUGGUAUUUAGGUUCUAUCUCAUCUGUGAACAGCCUGGUAAAUGUAAGUGUUUUAACUUGUGAACAUAUCAUUUCUUCAGGGGUAUCUUUAGCAUUCAGCCAUGACACUAGAACAUAUUAAUGUGCUGUUGACUCCCUUUGGCAAAACAUUUCUGGCUGCUUCGGAGUCAUUAAAAUUUAGCAAGGCAGCCUGGAAGUUUAUGAACAUAUGGAGAUAUGUGUUGAUGCAACUUCCCUGAACUUUCCUUUUCAAUACUGAAUAUCUAAAUUAUGUUGCUUGAAUUGACCAAAAAAGUGCACACAAAAAAGUCAGGAAAACUACUUUAACUGCUAACUUCCUAUUUUCUAUUUGUCCACUGAAGAUUCCUAUAUCUUUAUAUGAUCUGUAAUCUCAGCAACUGACUUACCUCAAAACAAUGUCUGUAAUGGUGGGAGACGUGGGCAUCCAGGCAUAUUUCAUCUUUAAAACAUAGCAGUGAAGUUUCUAGCAGCAUGUUCAAAGUGACAGUGAAUACGGCCAGCUCUGAGAAGCCUUUUGGGUACAGUACUCAAUACAUCUUCAUCAUUUGGAAAGACCAAAGUUCUUUGAACUAAAAUCUGUGACAUGAUCAAGUUUUGCAGCUCAGUGUUAUCAAAUAUUGUUCUUGAUAACCUUACUGAGCUCUUUCCAGUAAGGUCUAUAAUAUAAUAAUAAAAUUAAUAUUAAUUAAUGAGUAAAAGACUUACAAAUAUACAAACUAGUCUAUGACAACUAGAGACCUUUAGAAUCUUUUAUUGUGUUGUUCUCUCCGCCCCAUGGCAAUGCUACAAUGUGUCUUUUUGUUUUGAUAGAACAUAAAGAAAGAUACUAAAAUGUCAACUAAUACUGAAGGUUAGUGAGUGUUUUUAAAAACCUUUGAAAAUAUUGUGUCUCAUUAAAGAUAUAAUAUAAGAUUAAAGACAGCCCUGAUGCACUACCAGGUAAAGUUUAGGGGUGCAAUUUGGACUCAGCUAAAAAUGGACUCAGUAAGGCUGAUAUUUCACCUUUCAUAUGUCUCCAAGCUGCAAAAUGUGUAUGCAUACACACACACACACACACACACACACACACACACUUCGCUAUUUGUCUCCCUACAAAAUUUAUGAAUGACUUAAGAGAAGAGGUAGGCAUUGGAGGGUACAAACCUGCGUUACAUUUAAAUCGACCUAAUCACGCUUAGGUCAAUAUAAAUGCCCAAUUGUGCAGGUGUUCAGAGGGUUUAAUUUGGCCAAAAAUGGCACGCCUGAUGUAAAUUAGUGCACCUCAGGAGGUGUGCUAAUUUAGAUUGAGAAAAGGUUAACUGAUCUAGGAGGAGAUUACUCAAAGGGCUGCAUUCAAAGCACAGUUCUGGGGCUGGGCUUACCCCAGUCCCAGUCUCCACUCUUCUCACUUGAACUAAGCUAUUUUUAGCCCCUGACCUUCCCCCUGGCGGACCUGCCAGACCCUCCUCCCACCCCAAGUUGCUUGCAUCAGGCUCCCCACACUGCUUCUGGUAGUAUGGAGUGGCUGUGCACACCCAUCCCGGUCAUGGUUUAGGUGGCUUGAAGUAAACCGCCUAAGCCUAGACUGGGUGUGGUCAAUUCUUAUUCACACCUGCAGUGUCCAAGCAAUCUUUCUGGAAUAAAGACUGAGUUACUAAUUAUGUGUGAGGUCUCAGAAUAAUAAUACCUAGCUCCUAUGUGUUACUUUUCAUUACUGGGUGUCAGAGUGCUUUACAAAGGAUGAGUAUCACUGUCCCCAUUUCACAGAUUGGAAACUUGAGGCACUGAUUAGGAACAUGUGUAGUUCAGAUCAUCUGGAUGAAUGUUGGUUUUCUAUGCUUUUACACCAGGCUUUUCCUUAAAGAAUCUCAUGGAAUCUACCAGGAAGAUCCAGGGUCACUUUUUUACACAUGCCUAAGUUAUUUAGAAGCCUAAAAAUAAAAUUUUCAAAAGUGUCCAAGUGACUUGAGGUCUCGGACCAUGAAGUCAUUUAAGACUAUUUGAAAAAGACUAUGGACAAAAUUGUCACAUAGACACCAUGUUGGCUGUCAAGUAUAAAAAUGAAAAUGAAAACCUGCUGAAAUGUAAUUCUUUAUCUAUUGCUAUUAAGAAAUAUAUUAUUUGUUAUAUUACAUUCUAGCACUUUUCAUCUUCAGAGCAUUUUACAAGUGCUAAGUAAUUUUUACCAGAUCACUAAGAGGUAGAUAGGUAAGUAUUACUACCUACAUUUUAUAACUGGGGAAACAGAGGCAGAAAGAUUCACAGAUUUGUCCAAGAGUCAAAGUUGGAAACAGAACACAGUAGCUGCUGUCACUUAGUCCUGUACUCAGUUUUCAGGACCACACCUCUUUCUGUAUUAAUUUAAUGAAAUGAAAGGCUAAUCUGAAAUUGCACCUCACAUUGGUGUAUUUCCUCUUUACAUUAUUUAGUCUAUCAUUUUUUAGAAAGCUGCAUAAGAUGCAGCAGAACAAUUGCAAAUAUACAACAAAGCUAGCAAGUAGCUAACUCUUUUUUUUUGCAAGUACAAUAAAAAGGACGCAUAUGCAGUGAAUAUAGGACUUGUUAUGUCCAGAAUUUAGGAUAGGAGAGAUGAAUGCAAGAGGCACGAUGGCAUGGAAGCUCAAGCCAUUAACAUGAAAUACAGUUUGAAGGAAGGAAACAAGACACUAUUUAUCUUUACUAUGUUUAUAAGUGUCUCUGCGUUAGUAACGUUUACCUUGGCAGUUCAUUAUAGCCGACCUCUGUAUGGUUGAACCUCUUCAUAAUAUUCAAAUGCUUUGUCUUUAAAAGACCAGUUUGAAUGGAAAGUGAAGUAUAAAUAAAUGAACAUCCCCAGUGACAGAAUUUAUGGUUUGUCACAGGGCACAGUAUCAUAUUUUUUGUGCUAUUGUGCAGAUGAAAAGAGUUCCAUUGAGAAAACACAUUUUCUUAGACACUGAGCUGAGAAGUUAUUUAUCUGUUGCUGGUUAGCUGAGAAGUUAUUUAUCUGUUGUUGGUUAGCACUGAGAAGAAAAAAAAUCCUUCCUACCCUAAAGCACUAAGGGAAACGCAUACAAAGAAGGAUGAUAAAAUCAGCUGCUAUUAUAUAAGUGAUGAUGAGAAUAAUGGAAAUCUGGUCUGAAUAGUCUGUUUAGUGAAAGCUGUGAUCUAAGGCAUUUCAUAGUUUGGGGGAGGGAAAAAGCUGGUUGCAUCUUUUUCUUUUCUCCUUUUUUUUUUGCAAGUAUGUUUUUUUUUUCUCCUUUGCCUUGUGGUUCAGCUUAGCAGUAAAAGCUUGUGUUCAAAAUGAGCUAAAUCUUCAGAAAACUUUCAGUUCUGGAGGAAAAUGGAGUGAAUCUUUUUACUUGUAUUUGAUAUGGGAAAGAAGUAGGGGUGGGGGUGGGGAGGGAAGAACCAGCAAAAAAUCAAAAGUUUAUACCCUGCAACUUGAGUUAACCUAAACACAUUCUUGACCUAUCCUCAAAUAUGGUAGGUUGCCUAGAUCUACAUAAAUAUGUAUGCUGAAUAUUUUUCUACAGUGAAUGAUGUAAUGAUGUAUCCCUUUAAGUCCACUGUAUUGUAAUGUGAGAACUCCAGAAUUACUUGAAGGAAGUACCUGUAAAAGAGUGGAGUAAAAGAAGUGCUGGAGAUCUGCAAAUAAAAGAGCUUUAACCCUGUA